Etheostoma spectabile (orangethroat darter) is the source of this 2028-nucleotide messenger RNA. Its product is annotated as TNFAIP3-interacting protein 3. Gene Ontology annotation, biological process: regulation of transcription by RNA polymerase II; cellular response to lipopolysaccharide. Bases 155 to 1048 code for a protein of 297 amino acids. The record is from RefSeq and is a predicted model, not a curated record. Lineage: Eukaryota; Metazoa; Chordata; Actinopteri; Perciformes; Percidae. The transcript is spliced from 10 exons.
UGCCCUGUGAUUGCACAACGGCCACGCGAGGGAAUCCCGGCAGCUGAUUGGACAAUGCUGGUUUUAUGACGUCACACGGAAUGUUCAGCGGUGCCAGUUUAUAACGUGCGGAGAGAAUCGUUGCUUCUAAUCACAGCUGUUGUGGGAUCUGCGCAUGUCGAGGACCCAAACACACAACGAUAUGUCACUACAUGAAAACACAAUGGACAGAGUGCCUGGGGAGAGAUCAGAAAGCACAGACAGCAGACAGAGACACAGACUGUAUCCAUCACUGCCCAACAUAGACAGGUACGAGGUUUGUGUGGCGGACCCCUCCACCGGGGACAAGCGUCCCACAGCUGCAGUUUAUCACACCGACCGUCUGCUGGAAGCCACCCAGUCGGACGCUGCCAGGAGUGACGUCCGAAUGAAAGCACAGAUACUUAUCUUGGAGGAGCAAAGGCAGGAGCUUCUUUGCAUUAAUGAGAGAUGGGCAAAAGAGUACCGCACCAUGUUACGGUACUACAAAGAAAAGGUCCAAGGUUUAAAAGCAUCCCUGCAACAUGAGCGCUCUGAAGAGGAGAUGUGUGAAGGAGGAAAAAAGACACCUUGUACAAGAGAGUCAAAAGAUAAAGAGAGCACACAGACUGUUGAUGGGUUACAAAAAGCAGAAAAGGAGGCAAAGGAGCUGCGAGCACAAAACACCACUUUGACCCGAAGAGGGCAGCAUCAGCAUGAGGAGAUCAUACGACUAAACAAGGCUCUAGAUGAGGCACUCCAAACUACUCAGCCUCUUGAUGUGAGCAGUGAAACACUACAGGUCUGGAAACAGCAGGCCGAAGUCUACAAGGAAGACUUUUUGAAGGAGCGGAAAGACAGGGUGAAGCUGAAGGAGAAGUAUUUGGAACAAGAGAAGAAGUUUCAGAAAGUUUACCGUGAGCUACAUGUCCUCAAAUGUCAGUUGACUCGGACACCGCCGUCUGCACUUGAAUGCACCUGCACAAAUCGGGCAACAAACUGGGAGGUUCGCCGGAUUAAUCAGCACCUCAUCCAGCUACAAAGACGUUGAAAAAAAGAGCAAAAUACAACAGCAUCCUUGCUCUUUAUGUGAUAAUGUAUGUUGCCUGUCACAGAUUACAGUUAAUCAUUAGCAGGGUGAGACUUUGCUGCUAGUUUGUCACACAGGACAACAUCAAGGAGGUUAGCUCUGUUCUGUUCCAGUCCAUGGCCAACCGUCUGCUGCAGGUUCAGCUUUGUGUAACGAAGCCAAUCCACCAGCCUGGGCCAUUACCAGACUUAGGAAGCAAACAUAAAAAGACAUUUAAACAGCCUGUGAAAAAGAAAUGCAAUCCCGUCGUAUAAACAGGUCCUGAGAGGAGCAAAGCAGAGUGAAAUAAAUAAUUCCACCUAUCGUGUGCAAAGUUUGCAAUGUAAGCCAUUGUGAGCUUUCUCAGUUCCUGCCACUCUUGUGUCCAAGAUAGAAAGUGAGAGAGAUAUUAUUGCACUGCCCAUAACACUAGUUUCUCCAACAAAGGUGCAACAUGAAUAAAUUGAAUGUUCUUUCUGUUUCAAGUACUUGUAACCACAGUGUGCCCGGUACAGAUGGGAGAUAAUUCCAAGGAAAAACAAAGCAUCAUCAUAGUGGUCGGCUCUUCUCCUGCUGUGCAUCAGAGCUGAAUGCUGAAACUAUUAGACGUACACAGGCAUACCGUCAUCUGUCAGGAGGAAUUCAAAAAUGCGAGUCAUGUUGUGACGACAAGGGCUGUAAUUGAUUCGACUAGCUAUAAAGCACCUCUGUGGUAUGAGGACACUUUAAGGACAGGAAGAACGAGCACCAUGUUGCCAAGUUGUACUUAUUCAUUCAGUAUUAGUUCAAUUGCACCUGAGGCCUGUCAGAGAAAAAAAAAAAAAGAGGUUAUGACAAAAAGAAAAAAAGGCAUAGGAGCAUUUUUUGUACUGUAUACCAUAUGUAUGAAUGUUUGAAGGAAUUUGUUAUUGGUUUUUCUGUUUUUUGUUUAUUUAUCAUGAAAAUAAAGCAUCACGGUGAUA